AUGGAUCCUGAUCAACUUGAUCCAUCUCAUUCAGCCGAGUCUGUUUCUCACAACGAGGCUCGUUCUCCUGUUGGGGAUUCUUCAGGCGCGUCUCUGUCUCAAGGCAAGGCUCCUUUUCCCGUUGCUCACAGCAAGGCUUUUCCCGUCGGGAAGAAUUCAGCAGAGCGUCUUUCUCACCGCACUGCUCCUCCUCCCCUUGCUUACGCCAAGGCUACUCCUCUUCCGCUUGGGGAAUCUGCAGGGAAAGCAGAGACACCAGCACCACCAGCCGCUGCGACUGUUGCUGCGUUUCCAGGCGAAGGGGCCAAAGGAGAGGAUUUUCCAGCAGAGUGUCAGUCUCACCGCACUGCUCCUCCUCCCUUUGCUUUCGCCAAGGCUCUUCCUCCUCCUCUUGGGGAAUCUGCGUUGAAGGCAGAGAGACCAGCACCACCAGCCGCUGUGACUGUUGCUGCGUUUCCAGGCGAAGGGGCCAAAGGAGAGGAUUUUCCAGCAGAGUGUCAGUCUCACCGCACUGCUCCUCCUCCCUUUGCUUUCGCCAAGGCUCUUCCUCCUCCUCUUGGGGAAUCUGCGUUGAAGGCAGAGAGACCAGCACCACCAGCCGCUGUGACUGUUGCUGCGUUUCCAGGCGAAGGGGCCAAAGGAGAGGAUUUUCCAGCAGAGUGUCAGUCUCACCGCACUGCUCCUCCUCCCUUUGCUUUCGCCAAGGCUCUUCCUCCUCUUGGGGAAUCUGCGUUGAAGGCAGAGAGACCAGCACCACCAGCCGCUGUGACUGUUGCUGCGUUUCCAGGCGAAGGGGCCAAAGGAGAGGAUUUUCCAGCAGAGUGUCAGUCUCACCGCACUGCUCCUCCUCCCUUUGCUUUCGCCAAGGCUCUUCCUCCUCCUCUUGGGGAAUCUGCGUUGAAGGCAGAGAGACCAGCACCACCAGCCGCUGUGACUGUUGCUGCGUUUCCAGGCGAAGGGGCCAAAGGAGAGGAUUUUCCAGCAGAGUGUCAGUCUCACCGCACUGCUCCUCCUCCCUUUGCUUUCGCCAAGGCUCUUCCUCCUCCUCUUGGGGAAUCUGCGUUGAAGGCAGAGAGACCAGCACCACCAGCCGCUGUGACUGUUGCUGCGUUUCCAGGCGAAGGGGCCAAAGGAGAGGAUUUUCCAGCAGAGUGUCAGUCUCACCGCACUGCUCCUCCUCCCUUUGCUUUCGCCAAGGCUCUUCCUCCUCCUCUUGGGGAAUCUGCGUUGAAGGCAGAGAGACCAGCACCACCAGCCGCUGCGACUGUUGCUGCGUUUCCAGGCGAAGGGGCCAAAGGAGAGGAUUUUCCAGCAGAGUGUCAGUCUCACCGCACUGCUCCUCCUCCCUUUGCUUUCGCCAAGGCUCUUCCUCCUCCUCUUGGGGAAUCUGCGUUGAAGGCAGAGAGACCAGCACCACCAGCCGCUGUGACUGUUGCUGCGUUUCCAGGCGAAGGGGCCAAAGGAGAGGAUUUUCCAGCAGAGUGUCAGUCUCACCGCACUGCUCCUCCUCCCUUUGCUUUCGCCAAGGCUCUUCCUCCUCCUCUUGGGGAAUCUGCGUUGAAGGCAGAGAGACCAGCACCACCAGCCGCUGUGACUGUUGCUGCGUUUCCAGGCGAAGGGGCCAAAGGAGAGGAUUUUCCAGCAGAGUGUCAGUCUCACCGCACUGCUCCUCCUCCCUUUGCUUUCGCCAAGGCUCUUCCUCCUCCUCUUGGGGAAUCUGCGUUGAAGGCAGAGAGACCAGCACCACCAGCCGCUGCGACUGUUGCUGCGUUUCCAGGCGAAGGGGACGAAGGAGAGGAUUUCUGGGAGGUUGGAGAACGCUUUGCAGCUGAGGAAUUAAAUCAAACUGAAGGGCGUCCGCACACCGAAGAAAGAUCACAGUUACGGUCACAGUUGCAGAUCAAAGGAUACUAUUCCCUUGAAACAUCCGCUUCAGAGGAGGAUUUGGGCGGAGGGGAAGGGCUGGAGGAAAUGAAACGAAGGAGAGAUGCAAAGGACGCCCGGGGGGUUAUGGGUGCGGGUGGGGAAGGAGAGAGAGGAGCGUGGGGAGCGAUGGAAAAGGGAGGCGGGGAGGAACCGGGAAGGAAGAGGCAGGAACGGCGUUUGGACACUGGGGCAGCUGCAGCAGCAUCAGCAGCACCAGCAGCAGCACCACCGCCAACGCCCCGGGUCAGACGUAAACAAAACCCGCCGCGAGAUGAGGCGGGCUUGACGGGGUUUCGUUGGGGCUCACUGCGAGAUGACGACUCUCAAGACCAGGUCUUUCCUUCACAGCCGAUGAAUGCCAGCCAGCGAUUCACAACAGGGUUUCAGCAGGCCUCACCUCAAGAGGACUACAAGGAGCAACAGAUUCUUUCCACACAGGGUUUUUUUGAAUCGACUGGAGAUAGGUUUCAGCGCUCCCAGCACGUACUUGCCCACAAUUUCGAGGAGCAUCGGGUUACCGAUGGGGCAAGGCGCGGACCGGGAGGGGGAGGAGGAGCGGGAGGGAUGGAAAGUCGCCUGGCCUUACCUCGAGAGGAUUACGAGGAGCACCAGAUGUCUUCUCCACAGGGGUUUCAGCACUCCCCGCCAAUGCUUCCUCACAGUUUCGAGGAGCGCUGGGUUGCAGCGGAAGCAAGGGGCGGAGGAGGAGGGAGGGGGAGAAGUGGGUGGGAAUUGCAAGAGGACCAUUCAGAGGAGCAUGGGGGUAGUGGGAGCAUGUGGAACGAGUUUUGGUGGCGUAUGGGAAGAUUCUUGGGGAGUUUGUUUCGGUUCCCUGGUAACACUCACAGGAGGAGGGAGCAGCAGGAUGUCAUGAGGUUUGGAGGGGGAGAGCUCAGGAGGGGUGACGCAGCAGCAGGGGCUUCUAGGUUCGACCUGUCUCUCCCCCCUUAUACCAUGCACCAGUCGCAGACGAAUCUUUUCUUUGACACGGCUGCAUUUGCAGUCUCUCCUCCUCCUGCCCAUGUCACUGCAAGCAGCAAGACUCCUCCUAGUCUCUCUCACCCGGCUAGCACUCACUCGCCCUCUGCUCGUGCGUCUGGUUGCCGUCGAGUGCUGGUGGUGCAUCGGGGGGAUAUCACCAAGUGGUGUGUGGACGGUGCAAGUGAUGUCGUUGUGAAUGCGGCAAACGAGUCGGUGCUUGGUGGGGGCGGGAUGGAUGGAGGUAAGCGGCAAGGGGGAGAGGGUAAGAGGCAAUGCGAGCCUGGUCUCUGCUUCGAGCCUGACAGGUUCAAAGUUGCCCUUCCUCCCUGUGUCACCUGCCUUCUCCCUGUCCCACGCAGGUGA
This is a messenger RNA of Closterium sp. Naga37s-1, 3270 nucleotides long. NCBI's taxonomy places the organism in Eukaryota, Viridiplantae, Streptophyta, Zygnematophyceae, Desmidiales, Closteriaceae. The record is from the annotation of a GenBank genome assembly.